Messenger RNA from Lolium perenne, 1568 nucleotides. Lineage: Eukaryota; Viridiplantae; Streptophyta; Magnoliopsida; Poales; Poaceae. The record is from RefSeq and is a predicted model, not a curated record.
AUGCAAUUUGAGCUGAAAUUAUGGUAUGUUUUGUAGGUUUUAAUUAGUAUCAUCCCCGUCCUUACCGCCGUCGAUCGCCAGCGUCGUCCCCUAGCCGGCACGGUACCACCUCGAUGAGUCGACAAUGGAUGUACGGUGACCGGUGCCAUCCCGAGUUCAUUAAUGGCAUGCAUUAUUUUCUCAACGUGGCUGAGGCAAACAGGCGGUCGAAUGGUUUCAUGUAUUGUCCAUGUAGUUCCUGUAAGAAUAUGAAGGAUUACUCUACCUCGAAGACCCUUCACGUCCACCUGCUGGAGAAUGGUUUCAUGCCCAGCUAUAAUUGUUGGACCAAGCACGGAGAAAGAGGGGUUAUAUUGGAAGACAAUGAAGAAGAAGAGGAUAGUGACAACUAUCCCUUAUUCACUGAAGACGGUGAUAGUAGAAUGGGGGAAGACGAAGCUGAAGAAGAGCCCAUUUUCGAUGAGCCGAUUUUUGAUGACCCGGAUGACGAUUUGGGUCGGGCCAUUCUUGAUGCGAAGAUGAACUGCGGAAAUGAAAAGGAGAGGUUGAAGUUGGAGAAAAUGUUAGAGGAUCACAACAAACUGUUGUACCCAAAUUGCGAAAAUGGUCAGAAAAAGUUGGGUACCACGCUGGAAUUGCUGCAGUGGAAGGCAGAGAAUGGUACUUCUGACAAGGGAUUUGAAAAGUUGCUAAAAAUAAUAAAUAAGAUGCUUCCAGGGGAGAACGUGUUGCCCUCUAGCACGUACGAAGCAAAGAAGGUUGUCUGCCCUCUAGGAUUAGAGGUGCAGAAGAUACAUGCAUGCAUCAAUGACUGCAUCCUCUACCGCGGGGAGUACGAGAAUUUGAAUGCAUGCCCGGUAUGUAGUGCAUUGAGGUAUAAGAUCAGGCGAGAUGACCCUGGCGAUGUUGAGGGUGAGUCCACCCCCAGGAAGAGGGUUCCUGCGAAGGUGAUGUGGUAUGCUCCUAUAAUACCACAGUUGAAAUGUUUGUUCCAGAACAAAGAGCAUGCCAAGUUGUUGCGAUGGCACAAAGAGGACCGUAAGAAAGAUGUGAUGCUGAGACACCCCGCUGACGGGUCGCAGUGGAGAAAAAUCGACAGAGAGUUCAAGUCAUUUUCAGAUGACGCAAGGAACUUAAGAUUUGGUCUAAGUACAGAUGGCUUUAAUCCUUUCGGGGAGCAGAAGACCAUGCCGUCGCCGUCGCCGAGUUCCGCGCGCUCGUCGUCGUCGUCGUCCAGGCCGUCGCCGCCGUCCCUCGUCAGCGCCACGCCGCACCACGCCGUCGCCGCCAUCCCUCGUCAGCGCCAGCGGCAUCUCCUCUCUCCGCGCGCCGCCGCAGGUACGUCCUCCACCACGGCACCUCGUCGUCGUCGUCUUUCCCUUGUCGUCAACGUCUUUCCCUGCGCGCGCUCCACUGCUGCUGCAAAGCUUGCCGUCGCCGUGAAGGUAGCCGUCGCCGUGAAGCUGCUGCGCUCCUCCGCCUCGGCGCCGGCCAUCGAACACCCGCAAGGUGUUCGACGUUAUGCCGAGGGACGCCGAGCCGCCGCGCACGCCAUGCUUCGCCAGUAG